Molecule: messenger RNA, 9480 nt
Organism: Malurus melanocephalus (red-backed fairy wren)
Lineage: Eukaryota; Metazoa; Chordata; Aves; Passeriformes; Maluridae
Gene: MED13L
Product: mediator complex subunit 13L
Exons: 31
Coding region: 105-6755 (2216 amino acids)
Biological process (GO): regulation of transcription by RNA polymerase II
Cellular component (GO): mediator complex
Molecular function (GO): transcription coregulator activity
Source: RefSeq, a predicted model, not a curated record
CGGGCAGUGACGGGGGUCGCCCCGAGGGUCACCCGCCUCGCCCCUCGCCCCCCGGCCGUCCCCUCAGACAUGCCCCGCCGUGGCGGCCCGGCUCGCCGAGGAUCAUGACUGCGGCGGCGAACUGGGUGGCGAACGGGGCCAGCCUGGAGGACUGUCACUCCAACCUCUUCUCGCUGGCUGAACUCACGGGCAUCAAAUGGCGUAGGUACAAUUUUGAAGGCCAUGGGGACUGUGGGCCCAUCAUUUCUGCUCCAGCCCAGGAUGAUCCCAUCCUGCUCAGCUUCAUCCGCUGCCUGCAGGCCAACCUGCUGUGCGUGUGGCGCCGGGAUGUCAAACCCGACUGCAAGGAGCUCUGGAUAUUCUGGUGGGGGGACGAGCCCAACCUGGUCGAUGUCAUCCACCGCGAGCUGCACAUGGUGGAAGAAGGAUUCUGGGAGAAUGGACUUUCCUAUGAGUGUAGGACCCUGCUCUUCAAAGCAAUUCAUAAUCUUCUGGAAAGAUGCCUGAUGGAUAAGAACUUCGUAAGAAUUGGGAAAUGGUUCAUAAGGCCCUAUGACAAGGAUGAGAAGCCUGUCAAUAAAAGUGAACACUUGUCGUGUGCCUUCACGUUCUUCCUGCAUGGGGAGAGCAACGUGUGCACGAGUGUGGAGAUAGCCCAGCACCAGCCCAUCUACCUGAUCACCGAGGAGCACAUCCAGAUGGCCCAGUCCUCCCCAUCGCCCUUCCAAGUGCUGGUCAGUCCGUACGGGUUGAACGGGACCCUCACAGGCCAGUCAUACAAGAUGUCCGACCCCGCGACUCGGAAGCUGAUGGAGGAGUGGCAGUAUUUCUACCCCAUGGUGCUGAAGAAAAAGGAAGGAAUGAAAGAGGAGGAAGAGUUGGGGUAUGACAACGAUUUCCCUGUGGCAGUCGAAGUCAUUGUUGGGGGUGUGAGGAUGGUGUAUCCUUCAGCCUUUGUUCUCAUCUCCCAGAGUGACAUCCCCGUGUCACAGAACGCUGCCAGCGCUGCAGGCCAUAUAAAUGUGGCACAGCAGGGGCUUGGAAGCGUGAAGGAUCCUGCCAGUACCUGUGGGAUGCCCCUGACUCCCCCCACGUCUCCAGAGCAGGCUGUUAUGGGAGAAAGUGGCUGCUCUCAGAGCAGCAUCAGCCAUCCAGCUGUGCAGGAGGGGACAGUCAGUGUCCACAGUCCAAAGAAAUCAAGCAAGAUUACUCCAAAAUUUCACAACCGUAUGGUUCACCGUGUGUGGAAGGAAUGCAUCCUCAACAGGGCACAGUCCAAGAGGAAUCAAAUUGCAGCUGCAAAUUUGGAAGAGGAAGUUCCUAACAAUAGUGUUUCAUGGGAUUUUGUGGAUCCAGUCCAAAGAGUCAGUUGUUCUUGUUCCAGGCACAAGGUGUUCAAGCAGCGCUGCGCCGGUGCCUCGGGCCGGCCCCCCUCGCUGACCCAGCCCGGCUUCGGCGUGGGGACGGCGGCGGCCUCGGCACUGCCCCCUCCUGCCUCCUCAAAGCACAAAACCACCGAGAGGCAGGACAAGGGAGAGAAACUGCAGAAAAGGCCCCUGAUGCCGUUCCACCAUCGGCCCUCGGUGACUGAAGAGCUAUGCAUGGAGCAGGACACGGCGGGCCAGAAGCUGGGGCUGGCCGGGAUGGAGUCCUCGCUGGAAGUCCCCAGUUCCAGGAAAUACGAGAAGCCGCUCUCGCUACCUGCUAGAAAUCCAAGCAARCAAAUGAAUAUGAAUCCUAUGGAUUCACCCCAUUCCCCCACUUCCCCUCUGCCUCCCACCCUGAGCCCCCAGCCCAGGGGUCAGGAGGCAGAGAACCUGGACCCCCCUUCCGUUCCUGUGAACCCAGCACUCUAUGGCAGCGGGCUGGAGCUGCAGCCGCUGCCCAGCUUAGAUGACAGGACAGUCCUGGUGGGACAGAGGUUACCUCUGAUGRCAGAGGUCAGUGAGACAGCCUUGUACUGUGGCAUAACUCAGAGCAACGAGACCAUGGACAUGUGGAGGACCUACAGUGUCCCUUCGAGCGACGACCCCGAGUUCCGGCCACCGGAGCUGCCCUGUGAGAGGUGGGAUGGCAAGAUGGAGAUAAACCCCGACAGCACUGCACUGAAAAGGCUCUUAGCACAACCUAAUAAACGGUUUAAAAUUUUGGAAGAGCAGAAACCWGUGCAGACCCUGAACUAUCUUGACCCCUUGCCUCUACUGCAACCCCCUGGAGAAGGCUGGGGUGACACCAGUGACCCUUACACCUUCGAAGAUGGAGAUAUCAARUACAGCUUCACUGUCAAUAAAAAAUGCAAACUUGGGGCUGAGAAAGAUCCUUUGAAAAAGAACAAGUCRGAAGAUGGGAUUGGUACCAAGGAAAUUCCCCCAACGGGCCAUUCCACCCCAGUUCCUGAUGGAAAAGAUGCCAUGUCCAUUUUCAGUUCUGCUCCUAAGGCUGAUUCCCGGCAGGACGGCGCUGCCGCCAGGGCCGGCUCCAGCAGCCUCACCCAGGUCACCGAUCUGGCCCCGUCCCUGCACGACCUCGACAACAUCUUCGACAACUCCGAUGAGGAUGAGCUGGGGGCUGUGUCCCCAGCCCUGCGCUCCUCCAAGCUGCCGGCAGCGGGCUCYGAGGAGCGGCCGCUGGGCAAGGACGGCCGGACUGCAGUGCCCUACCCUCCCACUGUGGCAGAUCUCCAAAGGAUGUUCCCAACACCACCUUCUUUAGAACAACACCCUGCCUUCUCCCCAGUGAUGAGUUACAAAGAUGGGAUCAGUUCAGAGACUGUGACAGCCUUGGGAAUGAUGGAGAGCCCUAUGGUCAACAUGGUUCCAACACAGCUGGCUGAGUUUAAGAUGGAGGUGGAAGAUGGAUUAGGUAGCCCAAAACCUGAAGAAAUUAAGGAUUUUUCGUAUGUGCACAAAGUUCCAUCAUUUCAACCUUUUGUGGGCUCCUCCCUGUUUGCUCCACUGAAGAUCCUGCCCAGCCAGUGCCUCCUACCUCUGAAGAUUCCAGAUGCCUGCAUCUUCAGGCCUUCUUGGGCUGUUCCUCCAAAAAUUGAACAACUUCCAUUGCCACCUGCAGCCACUUUCAUCAGAGAUGGCUACAACAAYGUGCCCAGCGUGGGCAGCCUGGACCAGGACUACCUGCAGAUGAGCACRCCCCAGAUGAGCACGCCGGUGACGCUCAACAGCGCGGCCCCCGCCAGCAACAGCGGCGCAGGGGUGCUGCCAUCGCCGGCCACGCCGCGCUUCUCCGUGCCCACACCGCGCACGCCGCGCACGCCCAGGACUCCCCGGGGCGGGGGCACCGCCAGCGGCCAGGGCUCCGUCAAAUACGACAGCACRGACCAGGGCUCCCCCGCCUCCACGCCCUCCACCACGCGCCCGCUCAACUCGGUGGAGCCGGGCACGGUGCAGCCCAUCCCGGAGGCGCACAGCCUGUACGUGACCCUGAUCCUCUCCGACUCCGUGCUCAACAUCUUCAAGGACAGGAACUUCGACAGCUGCUGCAUCUGCGCCUGCAACAUGAACAUCAAGGGUGCUGACGUGGGGCUCUACAUCCCUGACUCGUCCAACGAGGAUCAGUACCGCUGCACCUGCGGCUUCAGCGCCAUCAUGAACCGCAAACUCGGCUACAACUCCGGCCUCUUCAUCGAGGAUGAGCUGGAUAUUUUCGGCAAGACCUCGGACAUCGGCCAAGCUGCAGAAAGGAGACUGAUGAUCUGCCAGAGCAACUUGAUCUCGCAGAUGGGAGAGGGGGCCAGGAGGAGCCAGGAGCCUCCCAUGAGCCUCCUGCUGCUGCUGCAGAACCAGCACACGCAGCCCUUCACCUCGCUCAGCUGCCUGGAUUACAUGGCCUCCAACAACCGCCAGACGCUGCCCUGUGUCAACUGGAGCUACGACCGGCUGCAGGCUGACAGCAACGACUCCUGGGUGGAGUGUUUCAACGCCCUGGAGCAGGGCAGGCAGUAYGUGGACAACCCCACGGGGGGCAAGGUGGACGAAGCCCUUGUCCGAAGUGCCACUGUCCAUUCCUGGCCUCACAGCAACGUGCUGGACAUCAGCAUGCUCUCCUCCCAGGACGUGGUGCGUAUGCUGCUCUCCCUGCAGCCCUUCCUCCAGGAUGCCAUCCAGAAGAAGCGGACGGGGAGGACCUGGGAGAACAUCCAGCACGUGCAGGGACCACUCACCUGGCAGCAGUUCCAUAAGAUGGCAGGACGGGGCACCUAUGGCUCUGAGGAAUCCCCUGAGCCUCUCCCCAUCCCRACGUUGCUGGUGGGCUAUGACAAGGAUUUCCUGACAAUCUCUCCCUUCUCCCUGCCCUUCUGGGAGAGGCUCCUGCUGGACCCAUACGGGGGCCAUCGGGAUGUCGCCUACAUCGUGGUGUGUCCGGAAAACGAGGCCUUGCUCGACGGAGCCAAAACUUUCUUCAGGGACUUGAGUGCUGUAUACGAGAUGUGCAGGCUUGGGCAGCACAAGCCCAUCUGCAAAGUGCUGCGGGACGGGAUCAUGCGGGUGGGCAAGAGCGUGGCGCAGAAGCUGACGGACGAGCUGGUGAGCGAGUGGUUCAGCCAGCCCUGGGGCUCCGAGGACUGUGACAAUCAUUCCAGGCUCAAGCUCUACGCGCAGGUCUGCCGCCAUCACCUCGCACCUUACUUGGCCACCCUGCAGCUGGACAGCAGCCUCCUGCUGCCCCCCAAGUACCAGUCGCCGGCUCCGAGCCAGCCGCAGGCAGCUCCCGGCAGCUCGGGCCCCGCUCCCUCCAGCUCCUCCUCGUGUGUCUCCGCCGCCGGGGCCCCCGCCACGGGCAGCUCCUUCAGCUCCACGCCCAGCGCGGGCACCACGAGCCUCCCAGCCGGGAGUGCCUCCUCCUCGGGCUCCUCGGUGCCACAGCUGUCCGCGUCCUCCGCCACGCCGGGCGCCAGCCAGAUGGGCACCUCCUCCACGCCCGGCUUCAGCGGCAACGCGGGCUCGGGGCAGAGCAGCGGCGCUGCGGGAGGCACGGCCGAGCGCACCCAGGGCAGCACCGGCCCCGGGGUGGACACCGAGCCCGGCCCCAGCCUGCCCCAGCAGCAGCAGGAGGGACAGGAAGGCGCGUCGGAGCGGGAGCGGAUCGGGAUCCCCACGGAGCCCGAGGCUGCGGACAGCAAUGCCUACCCCCCGGCYGUGGUCAUCUACAUGGUGGACCCCUUCACCUACACUGCCGACGAGGAGUCUGCCUCCAGCAACUUCUGGCUCCUGAGCCUCAUGAGAUGCUACACAGAAAUGUUGGACAACUUGCCUGAGAAUAUGAGGAAUUCUUUCAUUCUCCAGAUUGUGCCUUGCCAGUACAUGCUGCAGACAAUGAAGGAUGAACAGGUUUUCUACAUUCAGCACUUGAAGUCUCUGGCGUUCUCUGUGUACUGCCAGUGCAGGAGGCCCCUGCCCACACAGAUCCACAUCAARUCCCUCACGGGCUUCGGGCCAGCUGCCAGCAUUGAGAUGACCCUCAAAAAUCCUGAGAGGCCCAGCCCAAUCCAGCUGUACUCACCUCCUUUCAUCCUGGCCCCCAUCAAAGACAAGCAGACAGAGCUGGGAGAGACAUUUGGAGAGGCCAGUCAGAAAUACAACGUGCUUUUCGUGGGGUACUGCCUGUCCCACGACCAGCGCUGGCUCCUGGCGUCCUGCACYGACCUGCACGGGGAGCUGCUGGAGACCUGCAUUGUCAACAUCGACCUGCCCAGCAGGUCAAGGAGAAGCAAGCUGUCUGCCCGGAAGAUUGGGCUGCAGAAGCUCUGGGAGUGGUGCAUUGGCAUUGUCCAGAUGACGUCCCUGCCCUGGAGAGUCGUCAUCGGGCGCCUGGGCCGGCUGGGCCACGGGGAGCUGAAAGACUGGAGUAUCCUGCUCGGGGAGUGCUCCCUGCAGACAAUCAGCAAACAGCUGAAGGAGGUKUGCCGCAUGUGCGGCAUCUCCGCAGCAGAUUCCCCCUCCAUCCUCAGUGCCUGCCUCGUUGCCAUGGAGCCACAGGGAUCRUUCGUGGUGAUGCCAGACGCGGUGACGAUGGGCUCGGUGUUCGGGCGCAGCACGGCGCUGAACCUGCAGUCAUCCCAGCUCAACACGCCCCAGGACGCCUCCUGCACACACAUCCUGGUGUUCCCCACCUCUGCCACCAUCCAGGUGGCUCCUGCAAACUACCCCAACGAGGAUGGCUUCAGCCCCACCAACGAUGACAUGUUUGAUCUCCCAUUCCCAGAUGACAUGGACAAUGACAUUAGAAUUUUGAUAACAGGGAAUCUUCACUCUUCACCAAAUUCCUCCCCAGUUCCUUCCCCUGGAUCACCAUCUGGCACUGGAGUGGGAUCACACUAUCAUCACAGUAGGAGCCAAGGGGAACGUCUCCUGUCCAGAGAAGCCCCGGAAGAGCUGAAGCAGCAGCCUCUGGCUCUGGGAUACUUCGUGUCGACUGCCAAAGCAGAGAACCUCCCGCAGUGGUUCUGGUCCUCCUGUCCUCAGGCACAGAACCAGUGUCCCCUCUUCCUGAAGGCCUCUCUCCAUCACCACAUCUCUGUAGCGCAGACAGAUGAGCUUCUACCUGCCAGAAAUUCUCAGCGAGUUCCUCACCCCCUCGACUCUAAAACUACAUCAGAUGUCUUGAGGUUUGUGCUGGAGCAGUACAACGCCCUGUCCUGGCUGACGUGUAACCCGGCCACGCAGGACCGCAGCUCCUGCCUGCCCGUGCACUUCGUGGUGCUCACCCAGCUCUACAACGCCAUCAUGAACAUCCUGUAGGACACACACAAGCACUUCUUCUUCUGGCUGCUUCUCCCCUCCACCUGGGAACGUGCCACAACCCGCAAAGAGCUCGGUUUUGCUUCUCUUCAGACCAGUCCUGUGCUGUGCUUCUGUUCCUCCGAAAGCACAUGUGAAUUCUGCAGUGUUCAAAACUAAACUACCCAUUAACAUCUCUGGCAGCUUCAGUCCAAAAUCUGGGAACAUCCAAGAACAGUGAACACAGAGUAACCUCAAGCCAGUGUUAGUUUGGUGGCUCAGUAACUACUGGUCAGUGUGAUUAUUUUUUUUAAUAUUUUAUUUUUUUAAGGAAGACUACAGGAUCUUUUUGCAUUAGGAACUGAUAAAGACCCACGAGCAGUGUCAGCCCUGCGAGUAAAACCCACCUUGUAGUGACCAGUUUGAGUGUUUCGUUGUCUGAUCGUCGUAAACCGGGACUUUGCAGGAGGAAAAAACCACAAACACAAAACCACACAGUUGUAGUCUCAUAUAAAUAUUGGAGUUUUCUGUCUACCUGGAGUUCCUGUCAGAGUGGAUUGGGAUGAAUGCAUGCAUUUGUUACCUGUCCAUGUAGAUAUGAAUGGUCUGGAGAUACUUUAUUUAUUUUUAGGUUUGGGGAGGGGAGGGAUUAAAUUAUAAAGGACCAGGAACAGUAGAAAUACCUUAAAAAUCCAGCUCCGUUCCACUGUAGGGUUAUUUAUCUACAGACCUCUCACUCUUCUGACCUGGAAAUCAAAAGUGAAGCUCAUAACAAUCAAAGUCUGGGAAGGGAAGYGUGUUCUGGUAAGGCUAUCUUGUAUUUUAAGGAAUUCUCCCCUGUGUUUAGCCUGGUGAAAGCAAGGAAUGGCCAGUGUUUAAUGAAGGAUAACACUACCUAAGGGAGAAGAGUGAGAGGGAGGUAGGGAGGAAAAAUACUUUAAAGCCCAAUGUCAGGGCAAGUGCAAAGUGGUAAAUUAAUCUAUUGUAGAGCUAUGAUUGAGAUAUAUUUCCAGUAAAUUUAGUGAUGCUAGAAAAGUAUUUACUGAAAGCCAAGUCGCCCUUUAAUUCUGGGCAGACUCGUCCAUGUACAUAUCCAAAAAUAUGGUUUUUGUUUACACUAAAUCAGUCACAAAUCUGGUGUAUUUUUUCUGACUAUAGGAAUAUUAUUUCAAAGAAAUAAUUUUUAAAAAUUAUAUCAUGAAAUUAGUACUUGAAGUUACACCACUGUGGUGGCUAAGUUACUUUGUUUAGUGAAAUGAUCGCCAUUGGGAAAGUUAAUGGCUAAUUGAAGUAUUUUUAUGACUCCUUCAUUCCAGGCUCCAAGGGGUUCCUAUUGCAGCCCCAUUCCCUCAUUUCUGGGGGUGCACUGGGCAGCAGGAGGGGCCGGGGUCGGGCACUUGGAUUGGGCUGGGUGACCCUUCCCCUGGCUGGGGAGAAAAACUACCAAGUUUAGAGUUCUUCCAAAAGACUUUCAUGUUCUGGUUAAAAAAAAUGAAAUUCUAUGAUUUUAAAAAGUAUUUUUCUUGAGAUAAUGUAACAUUUAAAACAAAUUAUAUAAAAUAAUAAAAGAAAAAAAAAAAAGAAUUGCUUGUGUAAUGAGAAGGUGAAGGCAGGGGAGGAACCUGUAAAUGGAUUAUUUCCUUCCCUGCUCCACCCCUCCGUGUGGGUGUCCUCUUUGCAAUGUAUAGGUAAAAAAAAAUCUGAUAUCRAACCAUUUGUAUCUAAUGUGUACAGUGUAAAAUUGACUUUAAAAAUAUUGCAGUACUAUUUUUUCUUAAUCAGAAAAGAAAAUUCUCAAGGCCUUUUGAAGAGCAUAAAAAGAUGAAGAUUGUAAACUUGUAUAAAAAAAUUUAACUUGGGGAGGAAAAAAAUGUAAAGUAGACAUUUGUAAUCUUUUACCAUUUGGGGGUUAUUUGUUCCCAGGAUUCAUCUGAACUUUGGAUUAUUAUUUUGCUUAUUGUUUUUAAUGGGCCGUUUUUAUCCAGGGGUGUUUCUUCCCCACAAACCUGGUUCUAAGCAAAAAUUAGAAAUUAAAAAAAAAGGGCAGCAAGGAGUAGUUUUCAUCUGGUGUCUUUUAUUUAAUUUUUUUAAGUUAAGAGAAGCUGGUGACAUAUUUAUACGUUUUUGUGCAAAAUAAAUGAAUGGCAAUAGAUUUUAAAGAAAAAUCUUAUGUACUUCAGUGUGAAAAGUUCUGUAUAAUAUUUCCCUUAAAUAUGCAUUAUUUUACUUGUGAGUUUUUUACUGAAUUAAUCUGAAAUGUACAAGCCCUGRCUUUCCUACAGAGUGAAGAAAGUUAUUUUAUUUUUUUUUUAUUUCUAACUUUGGAAAAUCACGCCUAAAUCAGAAUUAUUAUUACAGUUGUUUGAGCUAAAGGGAGUGGGAGGGUGGGGAAUGUCCAGCAUGCUUGUAUGUAUAUUUCAGAACCUUUUUUAAAUGUAAAAGCUGUACAUUUCUGGGGAGUUCUGAAUUUCUUUUUGUUUUCUUUUUUUUUUUUUUUCUCUGAGCAUUUUGCAGUGAGCUUCUUUUAUAUAUAGCCGACAAUUUGAAAGAAAACAAAAAAAAAAAUGUGAAGUUCAUUUUAAAUCUACAGUAUAUCGCUGGUACAAUACACUAAAAAAGACUUUGAUAAAAAGAAACAAUAAUAAUAAAAGACCUCCAUUUUAAAUGUCAUUCAUAUAUACCUUGUGGAUGAGAGCUAUAUACUUUUACACACUUUUUUAGAUGAAUAAAUUAUUGAAUUACUGAA